Molecule: messenger RNA, 886 nt
Organism: Sinocyclocheilus rhinocerous
Lineage: Eukaryota; Metazoa; Chordata; Actinopteri; Cypriniformes; Cyprinidae
Product: probable serine carboxypeptidase CPVL
Exons: 8
Coding region: 122-886 (254 amino acids)
Biological process (GO): proteolysis
Molecular function (GO): serine-type carboxypeptidase activity
Source: RefSeq, a predicted model, not a curated record
GUGACUGCAACACAUUCAAAGCGUGACAACAAGCUGAUCUGCAUUUACUUGUAGUUUCAUAUGCCGAUGCAAACGGCUUCUGGAUUUCUGAUUGGCAUCUGGCUUUAAGUUAAACUCUAUAAUGCUGAAGGAAACGCUGAGGCUGCUGUUCCUCGGGGCUCUUCUGGAGUCUGUCAGUCCCCGGGGCUGUUCCUCGUUCUUCUGCCGGAAAUCACACCGUGUGAGCGGGUCACGUUUUGGAGUUGACCCGGGCAAACCUCUGAUGCUCACCCCCUAUCUGGAGGAAGGCAAGAUAGAAGAAGCCAAAAAACUGAGUUUGGUGGGACCCCUUCCUGGUGCCAAUGUCAAGAGUUACUCAGGAUAUCUCACUGUGAACAAGACUUACAACAGUAACCUUUUCUUCUGGUUCUUCCCUGCCCAGGAGAGACCAGAGACGGCUCCGGUGCUGCUGUGGCUGCAGGGAGGACCUGGAGGCACUUCCAUGUUUGGCUUGUUUGUGGAGCACGGCCCAUAUUUUGUACAUAAGAACCUCACGUUGGGCUAUAGGGAUUUCCCCUGGACAUCACGAUACUCUGUUCUUUACAUCGACAACCCGGUUGGGACAGGAUGGAGUUUCACUGAGGAUGACCGAGGAUUUGCCCAAAACCAGGAUGAUGUGGGCAGAGACUUGUACAGUGCCCUGAUUCAGUUCUUCCAGAUAUUCAGUGAGUUCCAGUCUAAUCCGUUCUACGCUACAGGCGAGUCAUAUGCAGGAAAGUAUGUUCCAGCAAUUGGCUACUACAUCCACAAGAACAAUCCCUCUGCCAAAGUGAAGAUCAACUUCAAAGGAGUGGCCAUUGGAGAUGGUCUGUGUGACCCUGAACUGGUGAAUGAAAAUCUGCUUUAA